Molecule: messenger RNA, 1398 nt
Organism: Abrus precatorius (Indian licorice)
Lineage: Eukaryota; Viridiplantae; Streptophyta; Magnoliopsida; Fabales; Fabaceae
Exons: 3
Coding region: 1-1398 (465 amino acids)
Source: RefSeq, a predicted model, not a curated record
AUGCGGAACAACACACCCUCAGGGUUUCAACAAACUCCACAUCAACCACCACCCCCAGCCGAAAAGAAGUCAAACCUUGAGGAGCUAAUGACCAAAUUCAUUCAAACCUCAGAAUCUCGGUUCCAAUCCACUGAGACAGCACUAAGAAAUCAACAAGCCUCUAUCCAUAAUCUAGAAAUUCAGUUGGGUCAAAUUUCUAGACUCCUCUCAGAAAGACCCCAAGGAAGCUUGCCUGGCAAUACUGAGACUAAUCCUAGGGAGCAGGUCAAUGCAGUAACAUUAAGGAGUGACAGAAUAUUACAAGAGAAGGGGAAGCAAGAAACAGAAAAAGAUGUAGUUGAAGGGGAGGAUAAGUGUCAAGAGGAGCCUGUGAAAAAGCCCCCUGUAGUGAAAGAAUUCAUACCUCCACUUCCCUACCCAGCAAGAUUGAAGAAAGACAAGGAUGAUGAACAAUUUGGUAAAUUUCUGUCCUUAUUUCGUCAACUUUAUAUUAAUUUACCGUUUGUUGAUGCCUUGGCACAGAUGCCUAAGUACGCCAAAUUUCUGAAGGAUCUAUUGUCCAACAAGAAGAAAUUGGAGGAGUUGGCCACAGUAACACUUAAUGAAGAAUGUUCAGCAAUCCUACAGAACAAGAUGCCUGAGAAAUUAAAGGAUCCAGGGAGUUUUACUCUUCCUUGUCUCAUUGGUAGAUUGAUAGUUGAUAGGGCUUUAGCUGAUUUAGGUGCUAGCAUUAAUUUGAUGCCAUAUUCAAUUUUUAAGAAAUUAGGUUUAGGGGAACCUAAGCCAACUAGGAUGAGUAUUCAAUUAGCUGAUAGGUCAAUUAAAUAUCCUAGGGGUAUCAUUGAGGAUGUGCUUGUAAAAGUGGACAAAUUUAUUUUUCCUGUUGAUUUUGUGAUUCUUGAUAUGGACGAGGACACUGAUGUCCCCUUGAUCUUAGGUCGUCCAUUUUUAGCUACUGCAGGGGCUAUAAUUGAUGUGAGGGAUGGAGAGUUAAUUUUGAGGGUUGGAGAUGAAAAAGUCACUUUCAAAAUUCCUGAUGAAUUCUUGAUUUCAAACCCAUUGGAAAGAAGCUUAGUUCAUGAUAGAGGAAAAGAUGAUAUGAGCUUGGUAACUCAAGAACAGUGGUGUCAUUUAGAAGCCACUAAGCCAUUAUGGAGAAAGAGAGACUUCAAAGUUUUGGAGUGGAAAUCAGAGAAGCAACCCAACCCAUCCAUUAAUGAACCACCAGAUAAAAAAUUGAAGGUGGCAAAGAAAGAAGAAAUGUGGCAUGCAUGUGUAGAGCCAAGUGUUGAAGAAGGAAAGAGUGCCAUGUGUAAUGCCAUGUGUGCCCUUGCAUGCGUUGAAGAAGGAAAGCAUGCUAUGUGGCAUUUAGUGAAACACUAUUCUCCCUCACUGUGA